GCAUCCACAAAGUAGCAGAAUGAAAUGCAAUUUGGCGUAUAAAGGAAAUACCGUAUAUUUUGAAUCGAUGGAGAAGAGCGAAAUAACUCGAGAAGACUAUGAGAAACUCAAACUAGAGAUUUCAAGAAUCGAAGCUGAGAGAGCAAGGUUACAAACAGAGAAGGAAAUCUUGUUAUAUAACAUAUCUGUUUUAUUCCGGACUGCAAGAGAAGAAAUAAAGAGAAAGGACUCCACAAUAACUAGUCUGCGGAAAUCUUUGGAGAAAUAUGAACGACCUUCUUGUCAAUAAUAAUAAUAAUAAUAAUAAUAAUACUUCUCAUAAACGAACACUUGGCGGUCCAUACGAAUUGUUUAU
Molecule: messenger RNA, 355 nt
Organism: Galdieria sulphuraria
Lineage: Eukaryota; Rhodophyta; Bangiophyceae; Galdieriales; Galdieriaceae
Exons: 3
Coding region: 20-289 (89 amino acids)
Source: RefSeq, a predicted model, not a curated record